Cladophialophora psammophila CBS 110553 is the source of this 654-nucleotide messenger RNA. RefSeq lists its product as uncharacterized. NCBI's taxonomy places the organism in Eukaryota, Fungi, Ascomycota, Eurotiomycetes, Chaetothyriales, Herpotrichiellaceae. The coding region runs from base 1 to 654 and encodes 217 amino acids. The transcript has a single exon. The record is from RefSeq and is a predicted model, not a curated record.
AUGUCCUCACUUCCAGUCCGGCAUUCUCUACAUGUCAGUCACUGCCAUGCCGUCGGGUCGUCCGACGUCUUCGCCGAUAUGCAAGGUCCCACACUCGAGAAAGAGCUGGCCGAUCUAUCCGACAGUGGCUUGGGCGACGAUAUCGACCAGGAAGUGAAAAGAGACAACAAUCAGAAUAAGUCGACGGACUCUAAAUUCUACACGACACCGUCUUCCUUUGCUCGCCUUGCCGAGGAUUGCCUCCAGGACUGGUCCGGAGGUCUCGAAAAUCUUGCGUCGUCGCCCUUUACGGAGGCGAACAAGGCUGAUUUCAUCUACCACGCGACCGUACUGUUCUCGUGGGUGAAGCAUGGUAUUCUCCCGCGGCUCUCUGCUCUCGAGACCAAGUCCGAGAAACUUGCAGAGGCGAAAGACAAGGUGGAGAGGGAGAGCGAGUGGUUGAGGUCUCAGAUCGAGGAAGCGAAAAGCAGAUACGAGGAGAUGUACGAGGCUUACGCGAGGGAAUGCGUUGCGAGUCGGGAGAAGACGAAGCUGUUGGGCGAGGUUUGUCUGUGGGCGGGACGCCUAGUGGAUUUUUUGGAGAAGGGGCCGAGUGGACGUGCGGCAGGGCGCUCCGAUGGGACUGAGGACAAGGCUGGUGCAAGCAACGGCUGA